AUGCGUGGAUCUCCCCGACAUGGGACAGCCCUGGGAUUUAUAGUGCUCAACGCGCUGCUUCUGGCGACGCAGGUUGCAGAAGGAGUCCUAACUGAACAUCUUGUGGUCCAGUUGCAUGAAGACGUACAGGACGAAGCGCACCAACUUGCAACACAACAUGGGUUCCAGAGUGCACGAAAGCUUCCUUUUGGAGAGGGGCUUUUUCAUUUCUAUCCUCAGGACACUUCAAAGAGACGAAGCAAACGCAGCGCUCGCAGCAGACAACGGCUCCAAAAGGACCGCAGGGUGAAAAAUGUCUUUGACCAGGAAGGUUUUAGUCGUCAGAAGCGAGGAUACAGAAAUAUCAACGAUAUUGAAGUCAACCUCAGUGACCCCCUGUUCACUAAACAGUGGUAUCUGAUAAACACAGGCCAGGCAGAUGGGACCCCUGGGUUGGAUCUUAAUGUGGCUGAAGCUUGGCAACUGGGCUACACAGGCAAAGGAGUUACCAUCGCAAUAAUGGAUGACGGAAUCGACUAUCUACAUCCGGACCUGGCAUCAAAUUAUAACGCUGAUGCCAGUUAUGACUUCAGCAGCAAUGACCCGUUCCCGUUUCCACGCUAUACAGAUGACUGGUUCAACAGUCACGGCACACGAUGUGCCGGAGAGGUGUCUGCGGCAGCCAACAACAACAUCUGCGGUGUGGGAGUCGCCUACAACUCCAUGGUGGCAGGUAUCAGGAUGUUGGACCAGCCUUUCAUGACUGACAUAAUUGAAGCUUCAUCCAUCAGCCACAUGCCACAAGUUAUUGACAUCUACAGCGCCAGCUGGGGGCCAACCGAUGACGGCAAAACAGUGGACGGACCCAGAGAGCUCACGCUUCAGGCUAUGGCUGAUGGAGUCAAUAAGGGCCGAGGAGGGAAAGGCAGCAUCUACGUGUGGGCAUCAGGAGACGGUGGUAGCUAUGACGACUGCAACUGUGAUGGUUAUGCCUCCAGCAUGUGGACAAUCUCCAUCAACUCAGCCAUCAAUGAUGGACGCACGGCCCUGUAUGAUGAGAGCUGUUCCUCCACCCUGGCAUCCACAUUUAGCAACGGCCGCAAAAGGAAUCCAGAGGCUGGCGUUGCAACCACAGACCUGUACGGGAACUGCACUCUGCGUCAUUCAGGAACCUCAGCUGCAGCUCCAGAGGCAGCGGGAGUCUUCGCUCUGGCUCUUGAAGCCAAUCCCAAUCUGACAUGGAGAGACAUGCAGCACCUCUCAGUCCUGACCUCCAAGAGAAACCAGCUCCAUGAUGAGGUGCACCAGUGGAGGAGGAAUGGAGUGGGUCUUGAGUUCAACCACCUGUUUGGCUACGGUGUACUGGAUGCGGGGGGGAUGGUGAAAAUGGCCAAGGAGUGGAAGACUGUGCCUGAACGUUUUCACUGUGUAGCAGGAUCCAUCCAGGAGAUCCAUAAAAUCCAAUCUGGAAAUAAGCUGGUGCUGGCCAUCACCACUGAAGCCUGCCAGGGGAAGGACAACUUUGUCCGCUACCUGGAGCACGUUCAGGCGGUGGUAACGGUCAACGCCAGCCGCCGUGGCGAUCUCAACAUCAACAUGACCUCACCCAUGGGCACCAAGUCCAUCCUGCUGAGUCGAAGACCCCGCGACGAUGACUCCAAGGUGGGCUUUGAUAAAUGGCCCUUCAUGACCACCCACACCUGGGGAGAGGACCCACGUGGAACCUGGGUCCUGGAGGUGGGCUUUCAGGGUGAGGAGCCACAGCGAGGAGUCCUGAAGGAGUGGACCCUCAUGCUACAUGGAACACAAAGUGCCCCUUAUAUAGACCAGAUAGUACGUGAUUAUCAGUCCAAACUUGCCAUGUCCAAAAAGGAAGAGCUGGAGGAAGAGCUGGACGAGGCGGUGGAGAGAAGUCUGAAGAGUUUGAUGAGUAAAAACAACUAAAACCCCAUCUGCAUGUCGCCAACUCGUAGACUCUUGUCUUAUAUUUAUCCCUCUUAGCAAUCUUGCUCUAUCCUUGUCUAAAUUUCACCGCAUCUCCUCAGUUCUCCUCACUCUCUCUCUCGCUUUUUACCCUCCCUUUUGUCUACCUCUCUCGCCCCUCCUUUUUGUUCUAUAGUGUUUCAAUUAGUCCCCAACCUUCGAUGAAUGUCUCUUGUAAUCCAGUCAUAAUAAAAGUGUAACCUUCGAUAAUCUACAUAGACAAAGAAAACUAUAUCACCGGGAUUAUGUUUUUUACACUAGAGAAUUGUACAUAAACCAAAUAUAAUCCACACUUUCCUGCUUUUGCUUUAACUGCCCUGCACUUCUCUUCUGCCAACUGUUGUACAGUUUGUGACUGUAAAUGAUUUUCUGUGUCAUUCUACUUAAAGUUUAAUAUCUUGCAAACAGAGCAGUGAUACUUCUUUCUGUUUAUAUUUUUGUGACAAGCACUGUUUAUAUAUAUACAAGGAAAGGAAUGUGAGAUUUAUUUUGCAGCCUGUGGUCUUCAGUUCAUAUUUCAUAAUCUUUGACGUAUACUAUAAUAAAUCUAUCCAGCUGUUUAUUAAA
Molecule: messenger RNA, 2529 nt
Organism: Sphaeramia orbicularis (orbiculate cardinalfish)
Lineage: Eukaryota; Metazoa; Chordata; Actinopteri; Kurtiformes; Apogonidae
Gene: pcsk2
Product: proprotein convertase subtilisin/kexin type 2
Exons: 12
Coding region: 1-1923 (640 amino acids)
Biological process (GO): peptide hormone processing
Cellular component (GO): neuron projection; membrane
Molecular function (GO): serine-type endopeptidase activity
Source: RefSeq, a predicted model, not a curated record